Molecule: messenger RNA, 1572 nt
Organism: Solea solea (common sole)
Lineage: Eukaryota; Metazoa; Chordata; Actinopteri; Pleuronectiformes; Soleidae
Product: basic salivary proline-rich protein 1-like
Exons: 2
Coding region: 61-1287 (408 amino acids)
Source: RefSeq, a predicted model, not a curated record
CCACCCAAGCUGGCACUACAAAAGCCACAGCUUCCUCAGUGGUCCGCCUUCCUACCAAGCAUGGUGCCCCAACUACAGAUGCUUCAGGGACCAGCCUCGCCGCCCAAGCAGCUCCCCCAGCGUCCCCUGCUUCAGGGGCCAGCCUCGCCGCCCAAGCAGCUCACCCAGCGUCCCCAGCAGAAGCCGGCCUCGCCGCCCAAGCAGCUCCCCCAGCGUCCCCAGCAGAAGCCGGCCUCGCCGCCCAAGCAGCUCCCCCAGCGUCCCCAGCAGAAGCCGGCCUCGCCGCCCAAGCAGCUCCCCCAGCGUCCCCAGCAGAAGCCGGCCUCGCCGCCCAAGCAGCUCCCCCAGCGUCCCCAGCAGAAGCCGGCCUCGCCGCCCAAGCAGCUCCCCCAGCGUCCCCAGCAGAAGCCGGCCUCGCCGCCCAAGCAGCUCCCCCAGCGUCCCCAGCAGAAGCCGGCCUCGCCGCCCAAGCAGGUGCCCCAGCGUCCCCAGCAGAAGCCGGCCUCGCCGCCCAAGCAGGUGCCCCAGCGUCCCCAGCAGAAGCCGGCCUCGCCGCCCAAGCAGCUCCCCCAGCGUCCCCAGCAGAAGCCGGCCUCGCCGCCCAAGCAGCUCCCCCAGCGUCCCCAGCAGAAGCCGGCCUCGCCGCCCAAGCAGCUCCCCCAGCGUCCCCAGCAGAAGCCGGCCUCGCCGCCCAAGCAGCUCCCCCAGCGUCCCCAGCAGAAGCCGGCCUCGCCGCCCAAGCAGGUGCCCCAGCGUCCCCCGCAGAAGCCGGCCUCGCCGCCCAAGCAGCUCCCCCAGCGUCCCCAGCAGAAGCCGGCCUCGCCGCCCAAGCAGCUCCCCCAGCGUCCCCAGCAGAAGCCGGCCUCGCCGCCCAAGCAGCUCCCCCAGCGUCCCCAGCAGAAGCCGGCCUCGCCGCCCAAGCAGGUGCCCCAGCGUCCCCAGCAGAAGCCGGCCUCGCCGCCCAAGCAGGUGCCCCAGCGUCCCCAGCAGAAGCCGGCCUCGCCGCCCAAGCAGGUGCCCCAGCGUCCCCAGCAGAAGCCGGCCUCGCCGCCCAAGCAGGUGCCCCAGCGUCCCCAGCAGCCAGCUUCUUGGCAAUCACCUUUGAUGCAACACUACUAUUCGAGGCCGUUCGGUACGUCAAAGUGGCUGCCGCCAAUCUCACAGCUGCUUCCAGAGAUCCCGCUGCUUCCAGAGAUCCCGCUGCUUCCAGAGAUCCCGCUGCUUCCAGAGAUGCCAGCCUACCCACCCAAGCAGUUCAAUCAACAGCCGCGGAUGCGACGUCCCUAGAGGCCAGUCUCCUCGCACAAGUAACCCCACCAGCAGAUGCCCUAUAGGCAGCACUACUGCACCAUGCAGCCACCAUUUCACAGAGGGCACAGGUGGCCCACCAGCCCAACGAGGAUCUGGGACGAGCAACUUCGGCCUUUCAUUACUCGCCACAGCAGUUCAAUCUUUAAACGCUCAACGCUAAAUCUGUGAUUCAAAUGGUGCUGUAACAUGGAUGUUUCAGAGACUGCUUUCAGCUGAGCAAUGCAUCUGUUUUUAUUAAAAAAAACAACUUUGAAAAUUGAA